This is a messenger RNA of Arvicola amphibius (Eurasian water vole), 984 nucleotides long. RefSeq lists its product as uncharacterized. The transcript is spliced from 9 exons. Lineage: Eukaryota; Metazoa; Chordata; Mammalia; Rodentia; Cricetidae. The record is from RefSeq and is a predicted model, not a curated record. Gene Ontology annotation, biological process: regulation of DNA-templated transcription.
AUGACCCAGAAUGCAGUGACCUAUGAUGAUGUGCAUGUCGACUUCACUUGGGAAGAAUGGACUUUGCUGGAUCCUUCCCAGAAGAGUCUCUACAAAGAUGUGAUGGUGGAGACCUACAGAAACCUUACUACUAUAGGAAUGAAAGAAGUCAAACUAGAGAGAAAACUUCUGUAUAUACUCAAUGUGUUAAAGCCUUUGCAUGUGACCAUCAUCUUCACAGGGAUGAAAAAACACAUACUAGAUUGAAACCCUAUGAAGGAAAUGAGUGUGGGAAAGCUUUUUCACAUUACCAUAGUCUUCAAAUGCAUAAAAGAACACAUGCUGGAGAGAAACCCUAUGAAUGUAAUCAGUGUGGUAAAGCCUUUGCACAGCACAGUUAUCUACGAAGGCAUGAAAGAACUCAUACUGGAGAGAAACCCUAUGAAUGUAAUCAGUGUGGUAAAGCCUUUGCACAGCUCAGUCAUCUUAAAAGUCAUGAAAAAAUCCAUACAGGAGAGAAACCCUAUGAAUGUAAUCAGUGUGGAUUUCCCAGAGAGGGCUCUAGAGCAUGGGGCCUCUCUGGAAGAAAUAACAGUUGCUGGAGGACAGGAGGAGUGGUGGGCCAAGGUGAGUAAGGGGCCAAUGUCCCCAGGAGGGAAAAGUGGCCACUCUUGGUGCACAGGGCUGCUCUCCCCAUGUGUGGAGGAGUGGCUGGGCUUGGCUAUUAAGGGGCCUCUGUCUCCAAAAUUUUAUUGUGAAUUUACAAAUGAAGUAAAACCUGUGCAAGAAUUGAGUUCAGUGACCAACUGUAAAGCCAGUGUAGUCACAUCAGAAAAAGAGAUGGGCAAGAAGAACAGUAAAAGCUUUCCUGCUAUGACAACAGUUGAUAUUAGCAGUAAUAGUAAUAGGAGCUGUAAGGAUAACCACAAGCCAUGCCAUGGUGAAUGUUCCCAGACUAGGAGAAACAUGUUGGCUGAGCUGUCAGAGCUGCUUGGACAGCGAUGA